This is a messenger RNA of Grosmannia clavigera kw1407, 1389 nucleotides long. Its product is annotated as class 5 chitinase 1. Gene Ontology annotation, biological process: carbohydrate metabolic process; chitin catabolic process. Gene Ontology annotation, cellular component: extracellular region. Bases 1 to 1389 code for a protein of 462 amino acids. Lineage: Eukaryota; Fungi; Ascomycota; Sordariomycetes; Ophiostomatales; Ophiostomataceae. The record is from RefSeq and is a predicted model, not a curated record. Gene Ontology annotation, molecular function: chitinase activity; chitin binding. The transcript has 3 exons.
AUGUCUUAUGAGGCCGACGAACAUGAGGCCGAGCAUGACACUGACGAUUUUGACACCGACGAUCACGAUACUCACGAUACUGACGAGCAUGAGACUGACGAGCAUGAAACUGACGAGCACAAACUUGACGAGCCGUUGCAACGCAAACAGAGCGCGUUAAAUCGUAUCGCAAAAAUGUCAGCGUUUUUGCUGUUCGCCGUUUUGGCCACCGCUUUGCUCUUUGUCAGUGCUAAGCAGGAGCAAGAACCUAUGCGCAACCUUGUAUACUGGACCGGGCAGCACCAGGACGUGCCCUCUGGACUUCCGGAGAUGGAUUAUGUCUCGCACGUGGCUCUGGCCUUUAUGCAGUCAAGCCUGUUCAACGAGUUCGACGGCGUGAAGCGUACGGAGUGGCCGCUCUUCACCACUGUAGGCCAGGCCCGCGCACGCUUUGCUCCAGGCACCAAAGUCCUCGUCGCCAUCGGCGGGUGGGGCGAAACGGCUGCAUUUUCUAUCGCAGCACGGUCCGAGCAGUCACGAAAGCGGUUUGCGCGCAACGUUGCCGCCAUGGUAACAGCCACUGACGCUGACGGAGUGGACAUUGACUGGGAGUAUCCAGGAGGCAAUGGCGAGGACUACAAACAGAUCACAAAUGACGAGAAGGCGUGGGAGAUCUAUGCAUAUCCGCUCCUCCUGGCCGAGAUCCGGUCAGCCCUGGGCCGGGACAAGAUCAUCUCGGCAGCGGUCCCGGGAAAGCCAGAAGACAUGCUCGCAUUCACGCGCCUGACAGUACCUCGCAUUAUGAACAGCGUCGACUUUCUCAAUGUCAUGACGUACGACCUGAUGAACCGGCGCAACACCGUGACCACGCACCAUGCGGGCGUCGAAAAUAGUUUGGCGGCCAUUGAUGCCUACAUUGCGGCCGGUGCUUCACCUCAGCGGCUAAAUCUGGGGUUUGCCUACUAUGUGAAAUACUUCAAGACCGAGCACGAUGAUUGCCAGGAAAUGGUAAACCAAGGGAAGGCACCGAUCGGCUGCCGAACUCUGUUGAUGGAAGAUCCAGGAACUGGCAAGGACAUGGGCCGGGCUGGUGCGUUUUCGUGGGACGAUGCUGUUCCGUCGAGAGUGAAGAGCUCUUAUAACCGGGCGAUGAAGGAAGGAGUGUACGACGAGGUGCACGGCGGUCAUUACUACUGGGAUAGUAAGGAAGACCUCUGGUGGACAUUUGAGACGCCUCUGUCGAUUGCCACAAAAAAGUUUCCGCUCGUCGUAAUGAACAGGCGACUGGGUGGCGUUUUUGCGUGGGGCGUGGGCGAAGAUGCCCCGUUGUACCGGCAUUUCAAGACGUUGAGCCAUGUGAUGGAGUUGAUCAGAAGCGGCGAGGGGAAAGCUUUGUCGGACGAGCUAUGA